AUGGUUCUUACAUCCAAGCAUUAUCGUGGCAAUCUAGGGAUUCCUACAGACCAUCAUCGGAUCCUGGUAGCUAAUGAACAGAACUCGGGCCAUGCUAACCUAGUUGAUGAUGCCCAGUUCAAGAAGAUCCUUGACAUGAUAAAGAGUGGCAAGGAUGAGGGAGCCAAGUUGCAGUACGGGGGAGAGAGGUGGGGCGGCAAGGGCUACUUCAUCAAGCCCACAGUGUUCUCCGAAGUAACGGACAACAUGAGGAUUGCCAGAGAGGAGAUAUUCGGGCCGGUCCAGUCCAUCAUCAAGUUCCGUGACGUGGAGGAGGUUCUGGAGAGAGCCAACGCCACAAAGUACGGUCUGGCGGUAGGCGUCAUCACAAACGACAUCAACAAGGCGCUCGUGUUGUCACAGAAGCUCCAGGCUGGCGGUGUAUGGGUGAACUGCUAUGACAUCGUCACCUGUCAGACACCAUUUCGAGGCUUCAAGAUGUCUGGGCAAGGGAGAGAACUGUAA
Messenger RNA from Haliotis rufescens (red abalone), 504 nucleotides. RefSeq names its product aldehyde dehydrogenase, cytosolic 2-like. Gene Ontology annotation, molecular function: aldehyde dehydrogenase (NAD+) activity. Lineage: Eukaryota; Metazoa; Mollusca; Gastropoda; Lepetellida; Haliotidae. The record is from RefSeq and is a predicted model, not a curated record.